Capsicum annuum is the source of this 1108-nucleotide messenger RNA. RefSeq lists its product as uncharacterized. Bases 293 to 907 code for a protein of 204 amino acids. The record is from RefSeq and is a predicted model, not a curated record. NCBI's taxonomy places the organism in Eukaryota, Viridiplantae, Streptophyta, Magnoliopsida, Solanales, Solanaceae. The transcript is spliced from 3 exons. Gene Ontology annotation, biological process: cell redox homeostasis.
AGCCCAAAAUCCUUCUAGAGCAGACCAAUUCGGAUCCAAAAUUUUCACAUAAAAACCAAAUUUCCAAUUAUACUCUUUCCGUCUCCGGCGAGCUCCUCCGGCCAAAUCCUUCUUCGGCGAUCUGAUCCGAUCAAUUUUUCCGGCGAUUUCAGAGCUAUUAGGCGUGCACGUUGAUUGUCCCGUUGGUGCAGCAAAAAGUUGGUGGUUGUUCCUACUAUAAUGUCGUGUGAAUGAGUAGCUGAAGAUGUUCAACUUGUUAUUGUGAUGUAAACACACAUAUUUCUUGUAAAAGAUGGAUUCUACUUCCAAGAACUCUCCUUUUUGUUUAAAAUGGCCUUGGGAUGUUCAUAACCAAAACCCAAAGAAUCCUUCACCUUGUACCUUUGAAACUCCUUGGUUAUUCAAACCAUUCAAAAAUCUUGGCGACGGAGUUUUUAAUUUCAUCCAAAAUAUAUCAAAGCCCCAACCUUUAUCAGCCGAAUUUGGUUUCCAGUCGAAUGGUGGAGUCAACCUAAAUAAUACCUUGAAGUUGGUGAAGAAGAAAUUGACUCCUGCUGAGCAAGCGGAGGUUGAGCAGAGUGCGUUAGCGUGUGCCUUGGCCAGUGGAAAAGAGGGUACUGUACUUGAAUUUUACUCCCCAAAAUGCCGCCUCUGCAAUUCUUUGGUUAAUUUCGUUGCUGAAGUUGAGAACAGGAACUCUGACUGGCUCAACAUUGUUAUGGCUGAUGCAGAGAAUGACCAAUGGUUGCCUGAGCUUCUCCACUAUGACAUAAAGUAUGUUCCUUGUUUCGUUCUACUGGACAAACACGGGAGGGCACUUGCAAAGACGGGUGUUCCAAGUAGCCGAUUGCAUGUUGUGGCUGGCAUUUCUCAUCUCCUCAAACUGAGACGUCCACAACACAAAUAACGCGUCUUUGGUUGAUACAGAAGCAGGUGAGUUUGUUGGGUUGUCGCGGUAAGUUGCAUGUAAUGGCUUUUAGUUGUAGGGAUCAACAGAAUGGAACAAGUAAUAUAGUAGUUAUCAAGUGCAAGAUCUUUACUUGAAUUGGUCUGUAGCUUUGUGAUCCAUUUUGGAUAUGCUGUUAUAUGAUUUGGAGUAACCGGUAAA